Molecule: messenger RNA, 2366 nt
Organism: Paramormyrops kingsleyae
Lineage: Eukaryota; Metazoa; Chordata; Actinopteri; Osteoglossiformes; Mormyridae
Gene: znf488
Product: zinc finger protein 488
Biological process (GO): regulation of DNA-templated transcription; oligodendrocyte development
Cellular component (GO): nucleus
Molecular function (GO): protein binding
Source: RefSeq, a predicted model, not a curated record
GCCUCACAAAGCAGCAUCCAGCGCUCGCGACCUGGAAAGAAGCCACAUCCACAGGGUAGGUUGAUUAAGUUUGUUCACUGUGUCAUCGAUACCUUAACGUAUGCGUAGGUCUAUUCGAGUAAAACACACAUUUUAAAUGUCAAGAUCGCAACGAAUAUGUUUUAUAUAAAUUAACAUAAAGCAAAAAAUAGAAAAAUCUAUCAAGUCAACAACUUUUCCUAUGUUAGUCUCACGUCUAAUGCUCAAAUUUGUAAAUUGAUUUAAAAUUUAAGUACCGACAAAGAAACAUGAUUUUAUGAAACUUUAUCGUCAUAUAUGGAUAUAAUAUUUGAUGUAUAAUAUUAGUAGCCUAUAUGUUUUAAAUGCUGAUGGAAGAUUUGAGAACAAUGGAAACAAUUGAAUGGACCCAAAAGAGUGGAAUCGAAAGAAUUGCGCAAAGUGCAGUAUAAUUUAAAUGCAUUACUGUAGCUUAGAAAACGUUUGCACGACUGAUUUUUUAAUUAUAGAAAUAAGUAAGUUACUAUGGUGAUGCAUUAAUUCCAAUAUAUAUUAUUUAUCUCGUGCUGCGGCACAAUAACUACUGCAUGCAUGAACACAGAGAAAACACAGUGUUUGGAUACGUCUAAAUGAAACACGACCUACACGCAAAUUAUAGCCGCAGAACGUUUUCGCGUCAACAUGUUCCUUGCUUUCACAGGCUAAGCAUGGAGCUCAGUUUCCUCCCUUGCGCUUUCUGGGAUAAUGACAGCAAAUUUCAGCAACACCACCUGGCGGAUGUCCUGACGAGUGUCCAUGUGACGCGAGACCUUCCGCUCGGCGCGGCUUUCGGUCCCUGCGUCCUGCAGAACACCUUCUAUGACACCAUCGCUUUUAUUGCCUUGAAAUCCUGCGACAAAAGAAACAGAUCAUACGUUUUUCGGGUGGAUACGGAGACAAUGAACAAUUCACCUCUGGCGUUAUCCUGGUUACGAUUUGUGCAAGCCGCUUGCAACAAAGAUGAGCAAAACAUGGAAGCGUAUCUCAAAAACGGACAGUUGUAUUUCCGGUCCCUGCGGAGCAUUCGGAAAAACGAAGAACUACUGGUGUGGUAUGGCGAUGAACUCUCCCACUUGUUAGGAUUUACCGACCUAAAACCUACUAAUCCCAAUAACGGAUUCAAGUGCAUCAAUUGCAGCCAGACCUUCAAGAACGAGUAUCCCUAUCUUGCGCACUGUCGAUUCCUUUGUGCGCAAAUGAAAAACGAAUUUCCCCAUCAAAAAACUCUGGAAGUAAAGCAGCAGCUACAGCACCGCGUCACCGACUUCCAUAAUAUUGCCAGAGACCUGGAACACAAAAAAUCCAGCACCAAUGAAGACACCACCAACGUGGUGCAACUUCGAAAAAGGAAGUAUGAAGAAAGCGAGAGCCCUCGGGCGAAGAAAUCGGUCUUACUGGAAAAAAACAACAUUUCUAAUGCCAGUAACAUUACGAAUUUAACCAUGGAUAUUUCUGCUGUUCCAGAGUUCGCUGUUUCUCUUAUGAAGCUCAAUGCAGACCGAUGUCCAUUUAAAAAGGACCUGGCAGGAUACAAACAGAGUGCUUUCACCGAGGUUAAGAGGGUGAAGGAGAAGAUUAAGACGGAAAAGGCAACGGAUACAGUUAAUGAUAUGGUGCACAACAGAACUGGACAGAGCCGCGUCGGGAUAGAUUCGAGUUUACAGUCAUCGGGAAGCGCUUUUUCAUUCGUUUUGCCGAAGGGUAUCCGGGAGGCGCAGAAGAGCGCUUUCUGUAAACCUGACAAAAGGACAGUAAAGGACUCGGCAGCGCACCCGUCCCAUACACUAAGCGGUUCCUCAGAGCGGCCGGAGGACAUGUCAGAGACGAUUACCUCCAAGACUUUAUUGGGAUACAGCAGUCUGAUGGGUACCGCGUUGUUAAGCGGAGAGCCGGCUGGUGCGCAGUCGGUGUCCAGCAGUCAUUACGCAUACACACCAGAGUCAUGGCCCCGGCCCGCUGGAGUGCAUCUACAGACCGCGUCCCUUACACUGCUGCCGCCGACGCUCACCUCCUUCGGUGUUUCCGUGCAGAACUGGUGCGCCAAAUGCAACUUGUCUUUCCGAAUGACUUCAGACCUGGUGUUUCACAUGCGGUCCCACCACAAAAAGGACUUCGCCGCAGAGUCGCAGAUGAGGCGAAGGGAAGAGAAGCUGUCCUGCCCCAUAUGUCAUGAGUACUUCCGAGAACGCCAUCACCUGUCUCGUCAUAUGACAUCUCACAGUUAGGGCGCUAACGAGAAACGAGCGCUGCGCAUUUGCCCGAGAAUGUCUGUACAUACGACAUUUUUGCAUCUUUAGUUCAGUAUUCCCACAUGCAUUCUUCAUAAGUCA